AUGGCUAUUCGUUUGUCAUCUCAAUCGACUGCGAUGUUAAACCUGAUGAACACUUUGGCACAUGAUACAGAUCUUCCAUUCAACGCUAAAUUUCGUGUUCAACUCCGACCUGCAUCAUUUUAUAAUAAAGAUAAAGAUAUUCAAUAUCAGUUAUGGGAGUUGAGAAUGAAUGUUGAUCCAGUCAGUUGGUUUGAUUUACAAUGGCGUCAAUGUGAUGACAAUGAAGAAUAUCAACAUAAAUGUCUUGCAAAAAAAAAAAACUCGAUAUGUGCCGAUCAUCCUAAACAUUCUACAAUUGUAUGUCGAACAAAAGCGAAACGACAACGAGAUGAUGAUAUUCGUCCUUAUGGUCAAUAUCUAAUUGAAGAAUUUAUUGUAUCAACAUUUGAAAUAUUUUCUUUUCUUAUUACUAGUCAUGCCGCAGUUGAAAGAUGCAAUGUAUAA
Molecule: messenger RNA, 444 nt
Organism: Rotaria socialis
Lineage: Eukaryota; Metazoa; Rotifera; Eurotatoria; Philodinida; Philodinidae
Source: the annotation of a GenBank genome assembly